Molecule: messenger RNA, 904 nt
Organism: Aureobasidium subglaciale EXF-2481
Lineage: Eukaryota; Fungi; Ascomycota; Dothideomycetes; Dothideales; Saccotheciaceae
Exons: 1
Coding region: 145-663 (172 amino acids)
Source: RefSeq, a predicted model, not a curated record
GAACCACGACAAUUUUGAAGACUAGGGGCAUCCAGGAGGCUCGGAUGGCACAUCGUAUACUCGUUAUCCGUCUCAGGAUCUGAGGGUGGAGAGAAGGGAACUUGAAGCGUCGACCCAGAGGGUGUGAACGGCAGGACCGAGCUCAUGCAUACAUAUACAGGACAACAGAAUCCGAUGCUUCUCUACUGUUGUCUGAGGGACUCCACCAACAAUGCUGGACAGAUCACGUACUGUCUCACGCGGCAAACUUUUCGAAAGCGAAUGCGACAGCCAACAGGUGAGUUUCCGUUUAGUAAUAUGUUCAUCUGCUCGCCCAGUGUCAAAAGUUGGAUGCACGUUGGCAAGUCAAAGAAGGAGAAGGAGAUGAGAUGGCAAGCGACUUUUGUACACAAUGCUCUAAAAGUCAGAUGCGGCUGGAAUACAUGUACAGUAACAGAAGACAUGAAAAAGAUGAAAGAAAAAGGAGACAGAGGUGAUCGAGGUUGGGGGAGAGAAGGCGUUGUAGGUGAAGAUGGGUGCAGGGGUUUGAGAGGACAAAAUCCACACGACACAACAAAAGUCUCUCCAUCGCUUUCUAAAAAAACAUCCGCGAUACAGGGGAAAGGUGGAAGUUUGAAAUGGUCGUUUUUGUUGUUUUUGUGUGGUUGGCUCUCUCGUCUAUAAGUCCUUUUUUCUUUACCCAGCAUUAAAAAGUCGAAUGGUCGGAGGUAAGUAAUCCUCUAACCGAUAACCAUGGAGUUCUCCUCGGGGAAGUCGUACUCGGGAACCUCGAGGUUCAGGGGGGCGGGACCCUUGCGGAUACGGCCAGAAAUGUCGUAAUGUGAACCGUGGCAAGGGCAGAACCAGCCGCCAAAGUCACCAGCCUCGCCAAUGGGCACACAACCCAAGUGGGUGCAGACACCUG